AUGAAUGUGAGUGUUACUAUAAAAGGGAAUUUGUCUAAUUCCAGUACCGAAAAGAAUAAGAAUUCUUCAAAAAAAAACGACGCAUCUGUUUUUUUUAAAUUUAAGAAAGAGAAUUUGGAUAAAAAAAUUAUAAAAAAUAAUAUCGUGCGAAAAGAAAAGAACAGUUUAAAUAAAAAAGGCACAAGUAACAAUACAACAAAUUCUUUUUCAAAAGGAAAUAACAUAAAGCUAUCUGGAGAUACUCAUGCACGAAACGUUAUAAAUGAGAAGAAAAUUUUAUCCGAAAAGAAAAAUGGCUUUACAACCAAAUAUGAUUCUAAGAAAUCAUAUUCAAGUAAAAAAUCUAGCCUUUUAAACAAAUUGCCAUCUAGCGAAAUUACAUUAAAUAAUAGUAACUUGAAAUUUUUUGAAAAAAAAAAAAGUAAGGACAAACAAAAUGUAAUUAAUAAUAUAAAUGGUAGUAAGUUGAUAAAUAAUGUAGAUAAAUUAUAUACAAAUAAUGAUAAUAUUAAUAAUAAUAUAAAUGAGAAAAAGAGUUCCAACAUAUUUACAAAAAAUAUUCAGAAAAAAAACAAAACAAAUUCUUCAAACAAUUUAAAUACAUCUAACGUAAAUAAAAAAACUUAUAAGUUAGGAAAUGUAUUAGCACAACCUGAAAAAUUCAUAAGAAAGAAAAAAAAUAAAAUUAUCAAAAAUUUAAAUUCAUUAAAAAGAAAUAUAGACAUUAUGAUGAAAAGUGAACAAGAUCAAAAUAUAUUGGAGGAACAUAUGUCAUCUGUAUCAUCAUCAAAUGAAAAACAAAAAAAUAAAAAUAAUAAUAUAGAACAAAAUGAAAAUAUGACAAAAUUAGAAAAAAAUGGAGAUGAUAAUAUUUAUAUGAAAGACAAUAAAAAAAAUGAUGAACAAAAAGGAGAUAAUAAUACCAAAGAGCAAAUACAUAUAAAUGAUGAUGAUGAAAAGAAAACAUUCCAUGACAAAAAAGAUGAUAUGGAAAAUAAUACACAAGAAACAAAAACAAAUAUAUUUCAAGAUAAUGCUGUUGAUACAAUAAAUGGGCAUAUUUGUAAGGAUGAAAAAAUGUUAUUUCCAUAUUUUAUAGAAGCAACUUAUGAUAAAAAUACAGAUAUUUUUAAUGAAAAAUAUGAUGAUGAUGAUAAUAAUAAAGAGACAAAUAAUUUAUUAUUACCUGGUUAUCAUAAUGUCACAUUUGAAAAUGUUAGUGAAAAUAACAAAAUGUAUAAUAUUAAUAAUAAUAAUAAAAAUAAUAAUAAUCCAAUAUCAAAUAAUAUAUAUGCAACUAAUAGUUCAUUCCCACCUUAUAAAUUUAUAUCUUAUUUAAGACCAAAGUUAACACCAAAAGCUUAUCAUUUAAAAAACAAUGAAAUCUUAAAUAAUUUUUUGUUUACAUCUUCUGAUAUAACACGUGGUACUAUAUAUCAACAAUAUAAUAUGACAGUUACUUAUCCAUAUGGAGUUCCUUAUAUUAAUAUGAAAAACAAAAUCACCAAAAAGUAA
Messenger RNA from Plasmodium falciparum 3D7, 1515 nucleotides. RefSeq lists its product as uncharacterized. NCBI's taxonomy places the organism in Eukaryota, Apicomplexa, Aconoidasida, Haemosporida, Plasmodiidae. The record is from RefSeq and is a predicted model, not a curated record.